AUGAGCUCCUCUCUCUCACACAUUCCCACAGCCUAUUCUCUCCAACCCUCCGCACGCAAAGCUUUUCCAUUUCUUCAACCCCUAGGGUUUUGCUGCCUCAAAAAUCUCGGCGCAUCGACUUCAAAAAAUUCUCAAUUACGAACACUCUACAAGUUUCCGAGGUCGGUGUUCCCUGUAGAGACACAACUCUCCGACGAAGAUGAUGAAGAUGACGACGACGACGACGAUGAAGCCGCUGAUGAAUACGUCGUCGGCUCUGGUGAAAUUUCCGAUGGAUUUGAAGAUAUUGAGGACGAAAUUGAAAGUUCAGUGGUGGAUGUUUUGGAGACCAAGUCGAAGUUUGAGGAAUUCAAAUGGCAGAGAGUUCAGAGGAUCUGCAAUGAGGUCAGAGAGUUCGGUGAAGACAUUAUCGAUGUCGAGGAACUCGCUUCUAUUUAUACUUUUCGCAUCGAUAAAUUCCAGAGAUUGGCGAUUCAAGCUUUUCUGAGAGGUUCUUCAGUUGUGGUUUCUGCGCCGACAAGUAGUGGAAAAACAUUGAUUGCCGAAGCUGCGGCAGUGGCUACGGUAGCUAGAGGAAAGAGAAUAUUCUACACCACUCCUCUUAAGGCUUUAUCUAAUCAGAAAUUUCGUGAGUUCCGUGAGACAUUCGGUGAUAGCAAUGUCAACGUUGGUCUUCUGACCGGAGAUUCUGCAGUCAAUAGAGAUGCUCAGGUUCUAAUUAUGACCACAGAAAUUCUUCGCAAUAUGUUAUACCAAAGUGUUGGAAUGGUUUCUUCUGGAAGUGGACUUUUCCAUGUUGAUGUGAUUGUUUUGGAUGAAGUACAUUAUUUAAGUGACACAUCUCGGGGUACAGUUUGGGAAGAGAUAGUUAUCUAUUGUCCAAAAGAAGUUCAGCUUAUAUGUCUGUCAGCUACAGUUGCAAAUCCAGAUGAGUUAGCUGGUUGGAUUGGUCAGAUUCAUGGUAAAACGGAGUUGGUUACAUCAUCCAAACGUCCAGUUCCAUUGAAUUGGCACUUCUCUACAAAGACAGCUAUGUUGCCUCUUCUUGAUGAGAAAGGAACAAGCAUCAAUAGGUAA
Messenger RNA from Ilex paraguariensis (yerba mate), 1077 nucleotides. Lineage: Eukaryota; Viridiplantae; Streptophyta; Magnoliopsida; Aquifoliales; Aquifoliaceae. The record is from the annotation of a GenBank genome assembly.